This is a messenger RNA of Glycine soja, 766 nucleotides long. RefSeq names its product protein RALF-like 1. NCBI's taxonomy places the organism in Eukaryota, Viridiplantae, Streptophyta, Magnoliopsida, Fabales, Fabaceae. The coding region runs from base 4 to 477 and encodes 157 amino acids. The record is from RefSeq and is a predicted model, not a curated record. The transcript has a single exon.
AUAAUGGUGCCGUUAUUCUGCAAAACCAAAUCAAGAAGGAACAAAGAAAGAGAGAGGAGAGGCAUUGUAAUCGUGACCUCUCAAGCUUCUUUCAAAGACAGAGAAGAAAGAACAAAACAAUCUCAACAAACACAAACAAACAAGCAAACAUCAAUGGCAAACUCGUAUACGUGGCUCUUCCUCGCGAUUUCUGCCACCCUCUUGCUUCUUCUGUCUUCGUCGCCGACAGCGGACGCGGGAGCGCUGGGCAUGGAAAUGACAUGGAUACCCUCCAUGCCCAUGGAAGAGGAGUUCCAGCUGGACAGCGAGAUCAGCCGGCGCAUCUUAGCCACGACCAAGUACAUCAGCUACGGUGCGCUGCAGAGGAACACUGUCCCCUGCUCUCGCCGCGGAGCCUCCUACUACAAUUGCCAGCCUGGCGCUCAGGCCAACCCUUACAGCCGUGGCUGCAGUGCCAUCACCAGGUGCAGGAGCUAAAUUAUAUAUUUAUUAUUAUUCUCCUUUUUUUUUAAAAAAAAAUUUCAUAUUCGGGUUUCGUUGUAUACAUGACCAAGAUUGAAUGUUUAUGUAUUAUUGUCCUGUUGCCGAUAAAUAAUUAUUGAAUCAAUGUCAGUGAUUCAUCAUUUUUUUUUUAUUUCCUUCUUAUCCACUGGUUUUUUUUUUCUAUUUUUUAUUUCUUAUUUUGGCUUUUUAAAAUAAGGAGGUGUGUACUCAGAAUAAAUAAAGUGCACUUAUAAUGUUGAUUUUCUGAUCAACUGAAUAUGUA